UACAAUGUGCAUGACAGGAUCUGCAUCAAUCGUCAAUCCACUUGAAAUUUCAUCGUGCGGCGUCAGGAUGGUGGAUCUAUGGGGUUUCUUCACGAUCUGCACUCUUGCAAUGUGCACCCACUGACAGGACCUCCAUACGUUGCGGUGGAAUACACAUGUGCAGAACAAGAUCUACACCAGCAACGCCCGUCAUUAAUCAAGUUGAAAUGCCAUCAUGCAGCUUCAGUUUUCUUCAUGUUGUACACGUGUUCAAAGUUAACCUUGAACUGUUGGGAUAUCUGGAUAUUUUAGUUCCAGAUUCCUCUCGUGCUCCACCACCGCCCUUGCUGUGCGCACUCUGCUACGGCCCCGCGGCUUCAAUUCGCAAGUGGUGUUUUCUCCAUCUUCCAUUCGGCUGCAUGUUCCGAUACCCAUUUGUUGCAGAUCGAGCAUGGCUCGACGCUAUGCAAUGCAUAUGCGCACGUCGUCUGCAGAACGAGUUGCGAGCAUGCAUUUCCUCUACAGGGUCGUGUGUUUACAUCAGGAUUCCAAGUCCCUCUGUGGCGGCAUCCCAUCCGCCCAUCAAAGCUACCACGCACACAACCCUAAAAAGGUUUCUCUACCUAUAUACGCCAAGAGAACCGGAUGCACUUCACCAUUCACAUUUCGCAUCCGUCAGGCCGUUCAUUCGAUUGCCGGCCUGCUCCGUCAUUUGUGACCGUAUACUGGCAUGCCGCCGGUAUUGCAAAAAAAACUCUUAUCUUCGCUUGUGCUUCUAUCAACGUGUCAUUGGUUAUUGUCGUUCUGCUUCUUGAUCAAGGCUGUUACGCUUCUUGCUUUCUGUUUUUGUUACCCGCCAUAGGUUCUAGAAAGUGGUGCGCUUGUUGUUCUUGUUCUGCGGCUACAA
This is a messenger RNA of Suillus plorans, 886 nucleotides long. RefSeq lists its product as uncharacterized. NCBI's taxonomy places the organism in Eukaryota, Fungi, Basidiomycota, Agaricomycetes, Boletales, Suillaceae. Bases 156 to 794 code for a protein of 212 amino acids. The record is from RefSeq and is a predicted model, not a curated record. The transcript is spliced from 2 exons.